Molecule: messenger RNA, 522 nt
Organism: Ustilaginoidea virens
Lineage: Eukaryota; Fungi; Ascomycota; Sordariomycetes; Hypocreales; Clavicipitaceae
Exons: 4
Coding region: 1-522 (173 amino acids)
Biological process (GO): pyruvate import into mitochondria
Cellular component (GO): mitochondrial inner membrane
Molecular function (GO): pyruvate transmembrane transporter activity
Source: RefSeq, a predicted model, not a curated record
AUGGUCCCUCCGAGCACCCUCCUGCGCGCGUCGCGCCCCCUCUUCUUCCGCAGCGCCCCCCAGCCGCAGGCUUUCCGGGCCCAAGCCCAGCGCCUCAACCGGUUCCGCUUCCGCGACAGCGGCAAGAGGUGGCAGAGCACGGCCGAGGGGGCCCAGCAGCAGAGCUGGUUCAAGCGCGCGUGGGAGAGCGAGGUCGGCAUCAAGACUGUGCACUUUUGGGCACCCGUCAUGAAAUGGGCUCUCGUCAUUGCCGGCAUCUCGGAUUUCGCGCGCCCCGCGGAAAAGCUCUCGUUUACCCAGAACUUUGCGCUCACCUGCACCGGGCUCAUCUGGACGCGGUGGUGCUUGAUUAUCAAGCCCAAGAACUACCUGCUCGCGGCCGUCAACUUCUUCCUCGGUCUGGUCGGCAUCGUCCAAGUCUCCCGGAUCGCCAUGUACGAGUCGGCCAAGAAGAAGGGCGUUGCUGGCGUGGUGCAAGAAGCCAAGGACAAGGUGGACGAGGUCAAAGCUGGCAAAGCUUAG